Messenger RNA from Oikopleura dioica, 1476 nucleotides. NCBI's taxonomy places the organism in Eukaryota, Metazoa, Chordata, Appendicularia, Copelata, Oikopleuridae. The record is from the annotation of a GenBank genome assembly.
AUGUUCGGAAUAAAGCGCGGGGUUUGGUUGAGCCAAAAUGAUCCUGAAAAGUCAGACGAUUCUGAAGACUCUGACUUUGAACCGACAACAAAGGAGCUUGACGAAGUCAAUCUUCGAAAAGAAUGUUCAAAAUCAAAAACACCGAAACGACCUCGAAAAAGAGCGCGACAGGAAGACACUUCGAACUCGAAUUCAGCUCCUGGGGAGGCAAAAGAUUGGGGAGCAUUACCGAUUACGGUGUUGGAUAAGAUCUUUGAGCAUUUGGUCCAAAAAGAAGAGGAUUACAGAGUCGUGGUAAAAAAUGCUACAGUUAAUUAUCACUGGUGGAGUGCAGCGAGCAGGCCCAGCUUACGCAAGAAAUUGAAGCUUUUUAUGUACACCAAGGGGAAAACACGAAACCAUUUUCAAAAUUUCCGCGAGCGCAUCAUCAAACUUCCCGAGGACGAAUUUCAGCACUUGGAACAGCUUCAAUUCGCGAAUUUUCAAAAUCAUUUGACGAAAACUCUCGCCCUCUUGAACGAAUAUGAGUUUGAGAAGAUUGAGACUCUGGUGCUGUUAACUUCGCAGUUGGGAAACAUGCAGACUUGGGGAGAGUUUAUCGAGAAGCACUGUCGAAAUCUUGUUGAACUCAGGACGAAUGCGUUGGUGACUUCUUAUAAAGCUCUUGUCCCUGUUUUAAAGCUGCAGUCUAUUCGAAAAAUCGUCAUUCACGAUUCUGGCCCAAUCAAGCACGGCCUUGACUGGGGAUCAAUGUGUCCGCAACUCGAGCAUCUAGAUAUUUACUACUCGGCGAUGCAAUCGACGAUGGCCGGAGCAGAAGUGCUAGUUACUUCCCUAAAACUUCAAAAACUACGCUUUCUCCAGCUGGCGAACGUGCUCUUGAGCGAACGCGAUCUUUUCAACUUUCUACAAAACUCGAAGUCUUUCGACGGUUUUCCGGAACUAGAAUUCUUCAGUCUUCGACGGAGCUUUGUUCCUCAAAGAACAAGUGCUGAUGUGCUUUGUUUCUUCUUGAAAAAUGCGGCGAAGAUUCAAACUAUCGAUCUUCAAGGCUGUUCUUGUUUUACAUUCGGGGGUUUGUCCGCUGGAAUCGGCUCAUUUGCCAAUCGCCCGAUGCUGAAAACACUCGAUCUUUCUGGAGCGGAUGCAAGAAACGAGGAUGAUUUCUACAGCUUUUUCGUGGCUCAGCUUGGCGGCGCCAUCGAGGAUUUGAAUCUUUCGGGGUUGAAGACAAGAGCGAAUGCGGAAGAGUUCUUCUUGAAUUUCAUUCAGAAUUAUGCACUCCAUGCUCGAAAUUUAAAAAACCUGGACGUUAGUCGAACGAAUAUCGAAAAAGAAGAAGCUCGCCUGCUGCUUGAGAGAAAGCCUCUUCUGAAUUCGCUGACAUUAUCUGGCUGCUACGGAAUUCCGCGAUCCUGGAGAAAAACAAUCAAAACUGAUGAAUUCUCGACUGCCAUUCGAGCAUUUUACGAAUAA